Messenger RNA from Hippocampus comes (tiger tail seahorse), 1854 nucleotides. It is a transcript of the gene cald1a, whose product is annotated as caldesmon 1a. Gene Ontology annotation, biological process: actin filament bundle assembly; angiogenesis; muscle contraction. Gene Ontology annotation, cellular component: actin cytoskeleton. Bases 126 to 1802 code for a protein of 558 amino acids. The record is from RefSeq and is a predicted model, not a curated record. NCBI's taxonomy places the organism in Eukaryota, Metazoa, Chordata, Actinopteri, Syngnathiformes, Syngnathidae. The transcript has 14 exons. Gene Ontology annotation, molecular function: actin binding; calmodulin binding; myosin binding.
CUCCUGUCAGGGGGCGGGGCUUGAGUUGAGCUUGUAUCAGUCGUGCGUGGAGCCGAGGAGCGACAUCAGACUGGCUGCCUCUACUUCUUCUCUCCUUCUUCUCCUCACACUCGACCCAAGAGAUCAUGUCCCGUUACGACCCACAGGGUACAAUCAUGGAUGAAAUGGACUUUGAGCGGCGCCGGGAGCUGAGGAGGCAGAAGCGGGAGGAGAUGCGCCUGGAGGCUGAACGGUUGUCAAGGAACGACGAUGACGAGGAGGAGGCGGCCCGCGAGCGGAGGCGCCGGGCCCGCCAGGAGAGGCUGAGGGCCAGGGAGAUGGAAGACUCCACCCCGCAGCCCGACAGUCUGGUCGUGACCAACUGCCACAGCAUGCAAGAAAGCAUCUCGGUGAGCAGCUCUUUCGGAGGCGGCGAGGACGAGGACCAAGCGCUGCUGGACCGCAUGGCCCGGCGCGAGGAGCGCAGGCAGCGUCGCCUGAAGGAGGCGCUGGAGCAGCAGAGUCAGCCGGACGAGACGGAGGGCCACGACGGCGACAGCGGCGAGAGGAGCAAAAUGACGCAGGAGGACGAGGAGGAGGAGCAGAGGUCCUCCUCCUGGCGUCGGGAGAAGACGUACAGCUCGUGGAGAGAGGAGAAGGAGCCUGAGGCGGCCGGAGAAGAAGAAGAAGAAGAGGAGGCGGCGCCUGAGGUGGAGAAAGUGAUGGAGGCGGAGCCGAGGAGGUCUUACUCCAGAGAAGAGUUUUGCGAGAGAGGCCCGAGCAGGGAGGAGCAGAGGAAGCAGAACGGAGGCCUUCAUGAUGAUGAGGAGGAGGAGGAGGAGCAGCAGGGGGAGGCAGUGGUGGUGGAGGAGGAGGAAGAGGAGGCCACUCCAAAACAGUACUGGAAACCUGAGAGGACGCCCAGCCGAGGCAGCGCGCGUUCCCCCGAGGAGUUUGCCGACCAGGGGCCGGAUGACGACGACGACAACGAGGUCGUCCGCCUGGAGGCCGAGCGCAAGCUGGAGGAGCUGAAGCGCCGCCGUGAAGACGCCGAGAGCGAGGAGUUUGAGCGCAUGCGGCAGAAGCAGCAGGAGUCCGAGGCCCAGCUGGAGGAGCUGAAGAGGAAGAGGGAGGAGAGGAGGAGGGUGCUGGAGGAAGAGGAGAGGCAGAGGAAGCAAGAGGAGGCUGAGAGGAAAACCAGAGAGGAGGAAGAGAAGAGAAAGAUGAAGGAGGAGAUUGAGAGGAGGAGGGCGGAGGCGGCCGAGAAGAGGCAAAAAGUGGAGGAACCGGUGGAGGGCGAAGAAAAACCCUUCAAGUGUGUCAGCCCUCGCGGCUCCUCCCUCAAGAUUGGAGAGCGCGCCGAGUUUCUCAACAAGUCGGCCCAGAGAAGCGCAGUAAAGAUGUCCCCUUGCCCUGUGGUGUCCAAGAUCGACAACCGACUGGAGCAGUACACCUCGGCCGCUCAGCGAGAGAACAAGGAGUCGCGAUCCCCUCGCUCGGGCGCCGUGGAUCUCCCGGCGGUGACGGACAGCAUACGCAACAUCAAGAGCAUGUGGGAGAAAGGCAACGUGUUCAGCUCGCCAGGAAGCAGCGGCAGCGCCUUUAAGGAAGCAGCUGUAAUAAAGACGGGCGUGGCGGGCCGCAUCAACGAAUGGCUGAAUAAAACCCCUGAGAGCGGCAAGGCGUCAGGAGGAAGGCCAUCGGACCUGAAACCUGUGGACGUGACCAACAAGAGGAGUUUAUGGGAAAACAAAGGCUCCUCUCCGGCCAAGGCGUCGGGAAGAGGCGAGACCAAAUCAGUCACCAAUGGUAUGGGCCACUAAUGUCCAGAAGGAGCCACGACAAUCCAAGACUUUGGCUUGACGACCAAAAGGA